AUGACUGAUCUUCCCCAAGAAUUACAUCCCGAAUCGAACUCUGUUCCCAGGCCGGCAAGCCAUUUGAGAGCGGCGGACGGCCACAAUGUGGACGGGUGGGCGGACGAGGACAUCCGAACUUACAACGAAUUGCUCAACGAAAGAGCAAAGCUCGAAAAAGAAAAGAACGAGCUGGAGCAGAAAUCCUCCAGACAUCAAACGCAGAGAGCCCUGCUUGAUGAAAACGCCACGGCUUUGGACAAGCUCUUCAAAUCCCAGAUAGGAGGUGAUUUCAAAUUCACGGGCCCGGGGACCUGUUGCUUGGACUUUGAUGUCAGAGGAGUUGACAGGGUCGAGGGCGCUGACAGGUCUUGUAAGCACGAAAUUUGCCUGCGGGCAAAAACGAAAGGUAUCUCUUGGAUGGAGAUGGACACGAUAAAAUACUACCAUGCAAGAAUCAUGGCCGAGAAAUCGCACCGAAUGCAAAACGCCCUGCGCAAGCAGAGAGAUGUGGAAUUAGUGCGUGUCAAGAAAGAUGAUGAGGAAGAGGCCGCCUUGAGAGCCCGCAGAAAUGCGAUUUUGGACAAAGCCACUCGCAGCAGUCUCCCUCCCACACCAACAAUGAAGGAUGACAGAAGCAGCAACGCGUUGGAGACCUCAGCGUUAGAUCUGCUCCCCAUGGCAUCCAAAGAUUUUCUCCUCGAUCCCAAAAACAGCGCCAUUCUGGAAGCCGCCAAGGAGAAUGAGCACAUCGUGCGCAGAAUACGGGGACGGCUGGAUAAAAUUCGACACGAUGUGAAUGCCGGAAGAGUCUCACCAGCAGAUGCCCGCGUGAAGCUAGACCAGGCAAACUCUGAGAUGGCGGAAGCCGAGAGGAAGAACAAUGAGUUCCGGCAGAUGAUCCUCGAUGCCGAACCUGCGCUUUCACAACUUCACCAACACUCUGCAUCCAUAGGGACUCGCACAAGCGCCACUUCUCCGGCGAGCUUGACUACAGUGCUUCAAAACACCUUGGCAUCGUCCAAUGCCGACGCCUUUUCUCAAGCCCUCAACGUGAUGAAAGGCUUCUUCAGCGCCUCGGAUCCACAUGACGUCCAAACAGCCAUCACAGACUUACGCAGCGUGCUCGAACUCAACGGCCCGAUGUCUCCAGUCCUCCAAAAAUCCUUCAAAGCGCUAGAAGAGAUGCUCGCGAAACCCAACGCCAAAGGCUUCACGGUUGAUGUCACCACGGGCGACGGAAAGACGAGAACCUGCAAUAAUGUGGUCGAGGUUAUGAUGAAUCUCCGAUUAAAGAUGCAAGCCUCUGACAAUCCUUCCACCGCAGCUGAUCCUGACUUGAAUCUCGAUGAAGACACUAUCAAGGCCAAUCUAGAAUGUAUCAAGGUCGAAGAUGCCGCAAAGAAGGACAUGCAAAAGAUGAUGGAGAAGAUGGCGACAGACACUGCACUGAAUGUCACGACAGCGCUCAAGAAGAUCAAGGCAAAGGCUAUCCUAAAGUCGCCCAUCCCACCACUGUCCGAUAUUGUUCUUGAUGAUGUGAUUAGCGAACUCCUCUUUCAGCGAUCGGUCAACUCGCUGGUCGUCGAAGCAGCAAAGGGUGCAAGCCUGGCGCAACUCUCUGGCAAGGUGACUUCACUGAUCAUUUCGACCUCCCGCAACAGCCCGGGAAAGUACUUGGCGACGCUAAGAAUGACGAAAGAUGUGAUAACGAGAGGGAAGAAAGCCCCGCCUGAGGUACUCCUCGAGGCGGUCUCAAAGGUGGAAGCCUCCAUGACACAGUUUGUCAAAGCCUACGGGGAGAAAAUAAAACAGAUCGAUGCUGAGGAAAAAGCCAGUCCUAACGCCCUUACGAAGCCUAAUGUCCCAACUAAACAUCUCCUGGAGGGUUCUCAUGUCGACAAAAAGGCCUUCGAACUCUUCAAGAAGUUCUUCCGCACUGCAUCCGCAAACGACACCGCAGCAUUGCGAGCUCGUUUUUGUGAAUAUCAUCACAUGUAUAUCGAAGAGGGCAUUUGGAAUAUGCUUCAUGUCGUGCUAAACCAUCAAACUUCGGGCAAAUUCUGGUGGGCAAAUUGGGAGGCUGAAAAGAAAUACUGCAUCGAGAACAUGCAAGUCGCCGCCGCAACGCCGGCUGCAAAGGUCGCUGAUACCGUCUUGCAGCUGCAAGAGCUCGGCAUUUGCCCUGCGAGGGCUGCUAUCAUCCUCGCACAGCGUAUCGCGUUACAGAUGAGGCAGGACGCCGAAGCCGCCAAAAUCAACAUCAUGGCGCUCAGGGAUAUUUACGCGGACUGUGAAUCCCUCAAGCACAAGGAAUGGGCCCGGUCUUUCAACUUCAUCGGUCAAGCCAUGGCAGACACCUUUGCGAUGCUGAUGUUCGAGUUAGUCGGUCAGGUCAAUGUCGAGAUCGCCAUCAUGGCCGCGGACUUUCUGGCUUUCAUAUGCACUUUUGUGCUCGGAUCCAUGGACGCCAUAAGAGCCGAACUUAAUUUACGCUACCUCGAGCAGUUCAUCCUCAGCACUUUGAUGGAAAGUCGUACUCCUAUCAACAAGUGCCGCGAUAUCUUCUCCCGGUACGUCCACAUGUGUCAAGAUUCUUCGAGGUACAGGUGUUCUCCAGACCAUAGAUGUCAAGCGACGUACUCCCGUUUUGUCACUGAGAAGUUUGCCUCGCUCGUCCCUGCCCCACUGAAAGUGACCAAGAAAGAAAAGGAGAUUCAAGAAAAGGCCGCGCCGUCUGCAACUAAAGCCAGUACCGGCCCGCCACGACAUGUCCACAUGCGAGUGACCGUCAAUGCCUACUGGGACGUCGCGAAAAGUCUCACGCCCCAUCUGAAAUGCAUCGAGGGUAGCAAGAAGAAAAAGAAGAAGUGUUUAUGCAGUCGGGCUGACCAGGAGUUUGCCGACGAAAUUCAAGUGCUGAAGCACGCACUCGAUAUCAAUCUGGCUGAACUUGAGACGAUGAUCAAGAAAGGCUUAAACCCCCCCAAGGACUUGUGGGACGUGCUGGAGAAAAACGCUAUGGCUCUGCACGAGCGCCCUGUAACCUAUGAGGGGAACCAAAGAAGAAUAGCAGAGUUGAGGGUAAAAGUAGGGACCGGUCGAUUUGCGGAGAUCCCUCCUCCCAACGAACCUGUGGCCAAGGACUCAACAGGCGCACAACGACAGCUCAGUCUCAAGUCAGUCCCUGUCAACGUCCCCAGCAUCCAAAACAACCUGUCGAGUAACACUUCCGAGAAGGGGAACCUUGAGAAGGAUGCGACAGAGAGCUAUUUGGGACAUCAGAACGAGACAUCUAUCUCGAGCGAGCCAAAUGCAGUGAUAUCCGAGACCAAGUCAGCUUCCACAGCCGACCAGGAGGACGACGACUCCGACUGGCGAAUGACGGACCGAGAAGUUGAGAUCAGGGACCGGCUCCUCACAUUCUCUGACAGCGUAGACAUGAUGCACUCAUUUGCGUCAGUCAUGCAUCAUGGCGUGAACGACCUCGCUCUGGAUGGCGUGGCGUGGCAAAUCGAAGACAUGCUCAUCGGCCACGUGGAGAUGGCGUGGAUUAUUGCCAAAGCUCAGGGAUACAGCGCACUGCAAACCUGGAUGGAGUACUAUUACGCACAGACCAUGCCCACUCCUCUCGGGGAGAACUUCAAAGUUAACGGCAGCGGCGAUUACGGUACUGAUGGAAGCCUUGCCGACGCAAACGCAAGGAAGAAGUCCAUAGCAUUCGACAUUAUCAGCAAGAUGGGCGCCGCGAAAGGGAAACCGCAGUCGCAAAUCACAGGGCCUACACCUGCAGGGACAGCGGGAGCAGCAGGGUCAGCGAACUCUGUGGUCACCAAUGCCGCAGCGCCGCCAGAUCCCUUCCCUGUUCAACAAGCCGGACAAGCAGCGGCCGACAUAGAACGACUCGGUCGCAAUUUCCUCUCGCAGAUGCAAGUUGUCUCGAAUCGCCGCAAGCGAAUGCCGAAGCGCAAGUGGUAG
Fonsecaea erecta is the source of this 3957-nucleotide messenger RNA. RefSeq lists its product as hypothetical. The record is from RefSeq and is a predicted model, not a curated record. Lineage: Eukaryota; Fungi; Ascomycota; Eurotiomycetes; Chaetothyriales; Herpotrichiellaceae. The transcript has a single exon. The coding region runs from base 1 to 3957 and encodes 1318 amino acids.